UCGGGAUCGGAAUUCCGGUAUUAAUGUAACUGUUUCGAUUUGUGAUUUGUGGGUCACCCGCACCCGUUACCAUUCGACAGUGUGUAGGCUAUAUUAUCAGAAUGAAUAUUCUUCACCACAAAAGCUGGCAUGUUCGCAAUAAGGACAACAUACAAAGAGUUCGACGAGAUGAAGAGAAAGCAGCUCUUGAAGAGAAGGAGCGACAACGCAAAAUUGCACUUGCUGAACAAGAAGCUAGGACAGAAUUCUUGAGAAAAAAGUCAAGAAAACAUUUGAAAGAUGCAGGAAAAGAUGUGGAGAAGUUGGAUACCGUGAAAUCAGUGGAAAGCAAGGAUGUACCAGGGUCAAGUUAUGGGACAGAUGCUGUAACAGACAAUAUCUAUGCAGGCAGACAUAUUAACUUCUUCAAAGAAACAGAUGGGAUGAUUGAGACAAACAGAAAAAAUGCUGAACAUGAAGCAGAGAAGAAAGCAGAACAAGAGGAGUGGGAGAAAAAAGUUGGCAUUCUGACGUAUUUAGGUCAAAGUUCAAACGAAACCUCAGCAGCCUGGUAUAACCAGAGAAAGAGGAAACACGAGGAGGAAGAAGAAGAGGACAAUGAUUAUGAAAGACAAAAGAGACGAGAAAAGAAGAGAAAGCUGCAGGAUCAUUUAGAUCCCAUUCAUCAGAUGAAAAGUUAUCUUGAUAAGAAGAAUGGAAAGGAAGGAAAUGAAAAGCAUAAAAAGCACAAGAAGAAAAAACACAAACAUGACAAAGAGAAAACAGGAAAGAAACAUGCAUCUGAUGCAUCAAUGGUACAACAGAAAACUAAACCCUCUAUUGAACAGCUUAGGGCAGAAAGAUUAAAAAGGGAAGUGGAGGAAAAACAGAGAACAGCUCAGCUGCUUGCCAAACACAGAGGGGAGAAAAUAGAGACUGAGCCGGCAGAGGAACCACAGAGACGGCAAAAAUAUAACUCACAAUAUAAUCCAGACUUCGCAAAACAAUUUAGAAGAAAAGACAGAGAUUGAAAUGUAUUGAAUUUUAAAUAUAGACCUGAAAUAGUUCUACCAAUAUUUCUUUGAAAUCAAGUGGUAACUUUGAUGUUGAUAGAAAAAAUGUAUUUCUAUGUCAUCAGCUCUUCCAGCGUUGGUUACACUGUACCAACAGGUGAUUCUCAUCGAUUCUCUCCAUCAUUUGAGGGAGAGUGUGUGGACUCAAAACCAUGGUUUACGAUGAUGCUGCCCUCCCUGUUUAUCUGGUGUUUCUGUCUUAAAACUUUCAUGCUUUUUUUAACUUUUCAGAAUGUGCAGAAUGAAUUCUAUUGUACUCUAUUAAGGUCUUCUCCACCUAGGAACUACUGCCAUUAAUGGAGGAUGCCAAAUAUCCAAAAUCUCUGCAAUCUGAGUCCUUUAGUUAACUGAAUACUUUACUGGGCACAAAGGUUACACUGUAUUUAUUGCCAAAGGUGGGCAAUAAGAUAGCAUUGUUUGAAUACAUCAAUGAACAGAGCGAAAUGGAAAAUAUUUACCGAUAUAAAAUUUUUGAAAUUUAUCAAAAAGAUUAUUGUAAUGGUAAAAGUUUAUUUUUAACAAUAAAAUUUGAUAGAGGAUUUUGCUGUGAUCUUGAAACAGUUACAUUUGCAUGAUCCAAAUAAAUUUAUAUAAAUUUA
Messenger RNA from Ostrea edulis (European flat oyster), 1651 nucleotides. RefSeq names its product leukocyte receptor cluster member 1 homolog. The transcript has 7 exons. The coding region runs from base 102 to 1010 and encodes 302 amino acids. The record is from RefSeq and is a predicted model, not a curated record. NCBI's taxonomy places the organism in Eukaryota, Metazoa, Mollusca, Bivalvia, Ostreida, Ostreidae.